Messenger RNA from Octopus bimaculoides (California two-spot octopus), 14565 nucleotides. RefSeq names its product ATP-dependent chromatin remodeler CHD9. The record is from RefSeq and is a predicted model, not a curated record. Lineage: Eukaryota; Metazoa; Mollusca; Cephalopoda; Octopoda; Octopodidae. Gene Ontology annotation, molecular function: ATP binding; protein binding.
AGAUUAUCAAGAAACAAUGGUGUCGUUCAUAUGCCUUAUCUAAAAAAAUUAAAUACUAGGUUAAGAAUUUGUGGUAGAAUUCUUUUUUAUUCUGUACCAAUGAAAUCUAGCGAUGAUCUCUUUGGAAUACAUUUGAUUUAAACAUUCUUCGAUUCUGUCAGCCAACAGCAUCAUUUAAAGAGUGAAAGAGAAAGCAAAAGAGAAAAUGACUGACUCGGCUGACAUGUUGGAUUUGUACCUGGAUGAUGUUGACGUUUGUCCGACUCCUAGUCUCUUGGAUGGAGUCUCUGACGAUAAUGGUGUGCUCUCCCCGGGAUUAGAACAUGGCUUGUCUUCAGCACUUGCUCAGGAUGACCCAUUACAGCAGUCACCAUUUAGCCAGAUAUCUGGCCUGGCCUCAUCGACACAGUUCGAUUUCAGUCAGUUUGUUACCCCCAAGCUUCAUCACAUCAGCGAUCCAUCCCUAGGGGGUAGUCAGAACUUAAUUGGCCAGACACCUCCUCACCAAUCAUUAGGGAACUCUAACCCACUUCUCCAGACUGCUAAUCAGUACAACACAUUUAAUAUCACUACUGGCCAAGUCAUACAACAACAACAGCAGCAGCAGCAACAACAACAACAGCAACAGCAACAACAACUUGAUUUAGUCCAAAAUUCUGUCUGGAAUACGGCAUCACAGGCCAGCAACUGUUUCUUACAAACCACCCAACAGACUCAAGUAUCGAUGGAAGAGGUGCCGCAAGACAAUGCUAAUACUACCAACCUGAAUACAUCGACAUACUUAACACAUCACGACUAUGCGUUGCCAGCCACGCAGCAACCACUGGCUCGGCUCUCUCACUUCCCGGACAAUGCUGACCCAUCCAAUCAAGCCUCGUUGCUCUCAGCAACACUUCAGUCUACUUCCACACCUUCUAACCCACUUCUUAGCACUGUGCCUAUCACUGCAACAAAUGUUGCAAACUCUCUUAACCACAUACAACAACAACAACAACAACAGCAGCAACAGCAGCAGCAGCAACAAACAUUGUUUCCUUCAAACUCUCAGGUAGCUCUUGCUGCAUCUGACAUUACAGUAAACAGUUACAGUACUAUUCCCUCACAACAACUGCCUCAUACUUUUAGUCAGACAGACUUCCUGGACACCACAGCCCAUAAUACUCAACAGUUACUGCAGCAGCAGCAACAACAACAACAGCAGCAGCAGCAACAACAACAACAGUUACUGCAACAGCAGCAGCCACUACAGCAACAAGUAUGCAAUGGACCAGCUAUGUUGACCUCAGGGACCAGCCAGCAGCAAGUGGUGGUCAGUAACACGGCAGCUAGUAACAUUGUCCAACAAUAUACGUUCCCUACAAUCCGAAAUCAGUCAUUGCAACCAUCAUCACAGCCUGCCAGUGGAUCUCAGUCUAUUGUGACGACAGACCAGUUGAGUCACUUUGACUCUGGCCAUGCUACCGUGCAGCAAAACGCUCAGUAUCAGGCCACUGAGCUGCAGCCACAACAAGCGCAACAGCAGUGCGUUAGUCUAGCCACAAUAGCAUCUUCACCGAGGACUGCACCACCACCAUCUCAGUCAGGACUGGAUCACAUCACCAACCCAACUCAAAUAACUUUCAAACAGGCCAGCUUCCAGCAGCUGGAACAGUUAGUAAGUAAUAGCUUAAAUUCCAAUUUACAAAAUCCUCAAAGCAAUUCCACUAGCAACAUCAUAAUGCAAGCGCCGUUGCUAGGCAACCAGGUUGAUGCAACAGUUACUUUGGCCCAAACUACACCAGUGUCAAACAUUACUACUUACGUUACGAAUGGUUUCCAAGGAACCGCUUCGAGCAGUAUCGGAAACAGCUCCAUGCCAACUGUCACCAGCAGCACCACAGCUGUCACCACCAAGUUAAACCGGUCUAUUGGAUUAGUAUUAAAUGCUGCAAAUCUACAGGUAUGCAGUGCUUUAGGGCCUAAUCAAUCGAAAUGUGUGAUUAUCCCUUGUACACCAGCAACUGCUCAGACAACAAAUAACCAACAACAACAACAACAACAAAUUCAGAUAUCUGACAAUGGUACACAGCUCCGGGCUGUGCCUUCUUCUACCACAACUACAUACAGUAAUAUUGUUAAAAUUCAACCUCAUGGUCAGUUAGGUAAAGGGCAGCAAAUUCAUUUGAUACGAACUGGCCAAUCAGGCCAGGUGUUGCAGAUUCAAACACAGGCCCCAUCUCAAACAGCAUUGCCUUUAAACCAAUUAUUGACUUCAAAUCUUGCCCAAUUGGUCACAACUGAUCAAGUGGGUUCAACCUCGGAUGUUAACCUUCAGGCUACUACCCUCACCAAUCGCAUUGGACAACCCAUUCAAUUGGCAACUGUGAACUCACAACAGCCUGUAGCAUCACAGCCAACGUCCAUUGUGCUCACAACAACACCUCAAGCUAUUUUUACCCCUGCAAGAACAAUCCAAGUAAGCAAUGCCAACAGUCUAGUGCCUUCUCAGCUACAGCCUGGAACCACUGCUAAAGUGAUGACUGUAGCUAAGUCUUCUGUCCCUUCUUCAGCAACCGGUGUUCCCAUAGGUCAGCAGACAUUUAUGAUAACAUCUGCUUCAGGUGCAUUGUCCAAAUUGCAAGCCAGUGGUGGCACUGUUGAGGUGACCAGUGUCAGUACACCAAAAACACAACCACGGACGAAAGUAAUUAGCUUGACGGUGAGACCAUCGACAAAUAAAGCGUCUACAUCAACAUCCACGUCGACGUCGACGUUGACAACACCUAAGCCUGAGAGAAAGCGAAACACAACUUCAAAGAGCAAGAAAAAGACGUACAAAACUCCUCAGGACAAGGCUGAUGAAAUAAUUGCACAAGCUCUGGUGGAUGCUCAGCAGAAAGGGAUUACUCAGAUACCACGUGUGGUCCGUGUUGCUGGAGCUACCUCUGACAAGAAAGAAGACUCAGCUGAAAAGUUGGAGAAACCCAAAAAGAAACGGGAACGUAAGCCGAAAGUUCCGAAAGAGAGAAAACUUAAAUCAGGGAAAAGGUCUAAAGCUGCGAAGAAGAAACGAAAAGUGAAACCAAUUUUGCGAAAGAAAAAGCAGACUGGAUCUGAUAACUCCGACAUGGAAGUAACACCACCACCGUCACCAAAAGGAGAUACUGAUAGUUCGGUCCAGAAGCGACGAUCAGCUCGUAAUACGAAAAGGAAAAAAUAUUGUGAUGAUGUGGAUAUCAGCUUUUCUGAUGAUAAUCCUGAAAUUGAUGUUGAAACUCUGGAUGGGACGGCUAUGCUCAACAGAAUGGAAGUUAUUGAUGAAGAUAUUAUGAUUGUGGAGAAAAUUCUUGGAUCUAGAAUGCGGAAAGUUGACCCUGAUACGGCAACUGAUGAAGAAAUACCUGAAAGGGAGGAUGAGUUUUUUGUGAAAUACAAAAACUAUUCCUAUCUGCAUUCCGAAUGGAAGACGGUGAAGGAACUAUCUACAGACAAACGCAUCCAUAUGAAAGUGAAACGCUACAAGAUGAAACAGCUCAACAGAAGCACAUUCUCAAUGGCAGAAGAAGAAGAGCUGUUUAAUCCAGACUAUGUUGAAGUAGAUCGAGUACUGGAGGUUGCUCACUCAAUUGAUCCCAAAACAAAAGAGAAAGUUGUCCAUUAUUUGGUCAAGUGGACCAGCCUACCCUAUGAAGAGAGUACAUGGGAACUCCCUCAAGAUGUUGAUCCUAAAAAAAUUGAAAUUUUUAACAAAUUACAAAUACCACCCAGUGAAGAAAAACGAAAGCCUAAAGAAAGACCACACCCUUCUGGGUGGAAGAAACUAGAAGUAUCUCGAAAUUAUGAAAACAACAACAGAUUACGAGACUACCAACUGGAAGGUGUAAACUGGUUAACGUUUAGUUGGUAUAAAGUGCAAAACUGCAUCUUAGCUGAUGAGAUGGGUUUAGGUAAAACAAUCCAAAGUAUCACAUUUCUCAAUGAAAUUGAUCUCUAUGGUAUUCCUGGACCAUUUUUGAUAAUUGCACCACUGUCAACCAUAUGUAACUGGCAAAGAGAGUUUGAGACUUGGACAGAAAUGAAUGCUAUUCUCUAUCAUGGAUCCAACACCAGCAGACACAUGAUUCAGGAGUAUGAAAUGUAUUAUAAAGACGAUCAAGGCAACCGGAUUCCAGGAAUCUACAAAUUCCAUGCUUUGAUCACGACUUAUGAAAUGGUUAUUACAGACUGUGAGAUUCUUACAGCCAUUGAGUGGAGGUGUCUAAUAAUUGAUGAAGCUCAUCGCUUGAAGAACCGUAAUUGCAGACUCUUGGAAGGUUUGAAACAGUUUGAAGUGGAACAAAUUGUUCUAUUGACUGGAACACCCUUACAAAACAACACUGAAGAACUGUUCAGCCUCCUUAAUUUCCUAAACCCAAGGAAAUUUGAUUCCUAUACGUCUUUUAUGAAAGAUUUUGGUGAUCUUAAGACAGAAGAACAAGUUGACCGAUUGAAAGAGCUGUUGAAACCCAUGAUGUUGAGACGUCUGAAGGAAGAUGUGGAGAAGAAUUUGGCUCCGAAGGAAGAAACCAUUGUAGAGGUGGAGUUAACCAACAUCCAAAAGAAGUACUAUCGGGCCAUUCUGGAGAACAACUUUGAAUUUCUAAGCAAAGGUUCAUCAAAUGCAAAUAUGCCUAAUCUGAUGAACACUAUGAUGGAGUUGAGAAAAUGUUGCAACCAUCCUUAUCUUGUCAAAGGGGCUGAAGAUCAAAUUUUGGAUGAAGUAAAAAACAAAGGUCCCUUAACAUAUGAAUCAAUGUUUAAUGCUAUGGUGCAAUCUUCUGGAAAACUUGUUUUGCUGGACAAAUUAUUACCUAAACUCCAGCAAGGUAAUCACAAGGUCUUGAUAUUUUCUCAGAUGAUCAGAGUAUUGGACAUACUGGAAGAUUACUUGGUCAACAAACGUUACUUGUAUGAAAGAAUUGAUGGCCGUAUCCGUGGCAAUGCUAGACAAGAAGCCAUUGACAGGUUCUCCAAGCCAGAUUCAGAUCGGUUUAUAUUUCUGUUGUGUACCCGUGCUGGAGGUUUGGGCAUCAACCUCACCGCUGCUGACACAGUCAUUAUUUAUGAUUCAGAUUGGAACCCUCAAAAUGAUUUACAGGCUCAAGCGCGAUGUCACCGUAUCGGACAAAACAAGGCUGUUAAAGUUUAUCGACUAAUUACCAGGAAUUCAUAUGAGCGACAGAUGUUUGACAGAGCUUCCUUGAAACUUGCUUUAGAUAAGGCAGUUUUACAGUCAGUUGGGACAUCAGACAAGCAAAUUGGCAAUCAGGGUGGUUCUCUGUCUAAGCGCGAGGUGGAGGAUCUUCUGAAACGAGGGGCAUAUGGAGCUUUGAUGGCUGAUGACAAUGCAGGUGAUAAGUUUUGUGAAGAGGAUAUUGAAGACAUUCUGAAUAGUCGUACAAGUGUUGUACAAAUCGCCAGUGAAGGAAAGGGAUCAACUUUUGCCAAGGCAAGUUUCAGCAUGAAAAAUAACAGCGACAUUGAUAUAGACGAUCCCCACUUCUGGGAUAAGUGGGCCAAGAAAGCUGAAAUUAAUUACACUGCCCAAUCAAAGAAAAACUUGAUUAUUGAAGAGCCUCGUCAGCGUCGCCAGACUGCCCGCUAUGGCAAUCAGGAUCUUUUCAAAAUGUCUGAUAUUGAUUCUGAUAGCGAAUACGAAGAGUCUGGUGGUGAAGAGAGGAAAACGGUGAGCCAAGGCAGAAAGCGUGGCAGGAAAAAAGGCAGUGGUCGGAAGAAAAUUUUUGAUGAAGAUUAUGAAGCAGAUGAGCUGGUUGGGGAUGGUUAUUCUCGGUCAGAGCUGUUCAAGGUGGAGAAGAACCUCCUAGUAUACGGCUGGGGCCGAUGGAACGACAUUCUCCUCCAUGGUCGUUUCAAACGGAAGUUAACAGAAACUGAUGUAGAAACCAUCUCCAGAGCCUUGCUUCUGUACAGCUUGAAGUUUUAUAAGGGCGAUGAAAGGAUAAAGAACUUUAUUUGGGAUCUUGUCACUCCAUCCAGUACAUGUGCUCUAAAGAACCAUUCAGGACUUUCAGCUCCAGUUCCACGUGGACGGAAGGGUAAGAAAGCCAAGAGGGAAGCAAAGAACUUCUCUGCAGCAAUUGAAAUGGAGAAGGCUAACAUGCAGAUUGACCCAGAAAUGGUUCUCUCUGAUAAUGGUUAUAAACGCCACAUUGAACGCCAUUCCAACAAGGUUUUGUUAAGAGUACGAUUACUUUAUUAUCUGAAACAAGAAGUAAUUGGAGAAGAAGCACAUAAGGUUGUUACCGGCAUGGACUUCAGGGAAAUUGAUAUUCCUCGACCUGGGACUGAUGGUGAGCCUCCUUGUGACUGGUGGGAUGAAGAUGCUGAUAAAUGCCUUCUGCUUGGUGUCUUUAAACAUGGUUAUGAAAAAUACAGCCUGAUUCAACAAGACCCUGCACUUUGUUUCUUAGCACGUUGUGGACCCCCAGAUGGAGCUGCUCUGCUAGCAGAGCAAAAUGACGAUAAUUUUGAUAAUGAAGAUGACAUUGAUGUACAGAUUUGUCGUGAGAAAGAUGAUGAUGAAGACUAUAUAGACCCAACACCAACUAAUUAUACUCGAUUACAACCUACUCACCACUUUGAAGAAGGUAAACUUCCGUUCCCAGCCAUUUCGGAAUUAAAUACUCGACUGAGGCGUGUUAUUACUGGUUACCAAAGAAACCAUUGCAAAAACCAGCUUCUCUUGGCACAGAAAGCCCGGCGGAUUGAACGGCGUGUACGUGCUGAAGCAGCUCAUAAAGAACGGGAAAUCCGAAGAAGGGAAUCUCAACAAAGGUGGUCUCGCCGAGAAGAAGCAGACUUUUACAAGACAGUGUCUUCUUUUGGGAUCGAGAUGUACCCUGGUACAAAGACCUAUAAAUGGGACCGAUUCCGUGCUUUGGCCCGACUUGAUAAGAAAUAUGAUGAAACAUUAAGUGAAUACUUUGAAGCAUUUUAUGAGAUGUGCCAGCAGGCAUGCCAAAAGGAGAAAGAAGAAGUUAGCUGGUUGUCUCACAACAUGAACGCUUGCGUUGAACCAAUUACAGGUGAGAGGGCAAGCCGUUGCUUAUCUAGAAUAAAUCUGCUCAGGAAAAUCCGGGAGGAGACUCUAACCCAUCCCCUGUUUGAAGCACGUAUCAACUUGUGUCAGAUGUCCUAUGAUCUACCGACGUGGUGGCAGAGUGGGAAACAUGACAAGGAACUCGUAUUGGCAGCUGCUAAACAUGGUGUGUCUCGUACUGAUCUCAACAUUCUUCCAGACCCAUCAUUUAGUUUCCAUAUACAGUUACAGAACAAGAUUGAUCCAGCAGCACUUCCCUCCUUCUAUAAACAUUACAACUAUGACCCCCUCAGAGAAUAUGAUUCUGAUUCAAAAGACAGUCAGUUUGUUGGUAAACUUCGUUACUUUGGAGAAGAUGUAAAAUACAUGAAAGGAAUAUCAAACAAGCCACUGUCACCCGACAGCAAUGAUGACAGGAUGGACACCGGGGAAGAAAGCAACCUAUCGAUCAAAAAGGAGCCUCCUUUGCCAAGAGGUGAUGUGCCUUGCAAAAUGGAUGUUAAUGAUGGUGACAGUAAUGGUCACAGCUUUGCAGGUGGUGGUGAGGAUGAUGACGAUGAUGAUGAUGAUAGUGGUGUGGGUGAGGUGAAAGAUACUGACAAAGAUAAAACCAGUCCAUUGGUUUCAGCACCAACCAACUCCACUAGCACCACCACCACCACUGUCAUGUCUUCAUUAUCACCUUCAUUAGGAGCUGACCAUGACCUAAAGACAUCAUCAUCAUCAUUAUCUCAAGCAGAUAUCAAGACGGAGAAGUUACCUUGUGAGACAAAGGCAGAUUUUGUGAAAACUGAACCUGAAGACGGUUUCGAUUCCAAGAAGUCUAUUCUUGGCUUUCGAAAGACAGACAGUGAUUCAGACACUAGAGAUGCAGAUAACAAAACGGUUUUGAAGAAGGAAGACGAUGAUGAGGAGGAGGAAGAAGAGGAAGAAGAUGCAGGGAUUAAUGAUGAAGACGAUGAUGACGAUGAAUUGAGUGUUGACAAACGGUUUAGCAUCAAAGACGAAACCAGCAACAGUGCCCAUGCCAUGCUUGGAAUUAACAAAGAUUCAAUGUCACAUAGUUCAUCUGUUAAUCCUAAUGAUUAUCUGGAUAUGGACCUGGAUUAUGUUGGUAAACAACUUCAAGGAGUCAGUGCCAUCUGGCCCAAGGACAAAGUUUUAGUUGGCCGUCUUCAACAGAUCUGCUACGCCAUUGAAAAUGGUGAGUGGCCGGUGAUAAGGAAGCAGCCGUUCUUGCCCCAGACCACUGAUUCUCAUAUCAACCCUCCAGUCAGCAGAUUGUCUCCCAAGCCUGAAAUCUCCGAUCUUGAACCGGAACUAUCUUUCAUGGAUAGCCUCAAACCAGUGAAGCCUGUUGUUGAGUACACUUCUGAGGUUGAAGGUAUGAAAGUGAAAAUCAGUAAGAAUAAAUUUUGCCGUAAAAAAGAAGAGUUUCAAAUGGACAACGCUCCUUCACUACCUCCAGUGCCAAUGCCAACAUCAGCACCAGUACCAUCUUCACUCCCUACAUUCCCCCAGACGAACCACUGUGCCUUUUCAAGUGAUAAUGACAGUUUAACAGAACCAAUGAAUCUGGCAGCAUCUUUGCCCCAGUAUAACCAAUUUGGAGAAGAUGCGGCCAUGGCAAAAGAAUUAUUUAUAAACCAAAGUUUGCUUCAACAGACAACCAUGAAGAAGAAAAGGGGUCGCAAACGUAAGAGUGAGAAAAUAGCGAACACUCUAGAGGCUAUCAUGAACGAUAAGCUCCUGUCACUGCAAAAUAAUGAAAAUCCAACUGAGCGCAUCACCAUGGUACAUGAGAAAGAUGGGAUUAUUCUAUCUGGGGAAGAAGCCCCGAUGAAAAAAGACUUUAGAGAAUGGAUGGAGCAAAAUCCAGGCUACAAGCCUUUUAUUAGUCUCUCAGACGAAGACUGGGAGCCUGAAGUUGAGAAGCGGCGGCGGCGGCGGCCUAGACUCGACCCAGCAAAAUUGGAUUUUGAAAACCUCACUGGGGAUGAGAAUGUCUCUGUUGUGAACCGUGAAAAUGGGAAAAAGAUUACCGGUGCAAAAGCCCCUCCAUUGAAAUAUCUUGGAGAAUGGCUGCAGAAAAAUCCAUGUUUUGAUGUUGAUCCAAAGUGGGCAGAACUAGUCAUGUCAAAAGGGAAUUUACCAGAUACUUUGAAGUCACGAGUCGUUAGCAGCAGUGGUCGUCGACGUCGCAGCGCCCGUGACACCUACCCACAGCAUAUGGCUUACGCAGAUCCCACUACACUUGCAGCUGCUGCACAGCUUAAUGCCUUCCGCUAUGCCAAUCCUGCUCUUCUAGCAGCUUUUUCCAAACUACCAUUUUCACUACCAUUCGGCACACUUCCCAACUUGGGAAUGGGAAAUUCCAUGUUUAAUUUCCCCGGAUUUAAUUUGCCUGGCUUGACAGCCCCAACUCUUGCAAGCUCUGGAGCUGCUGGUCUUGAUAUUGGUGGCAGCCAGCAGCUUGACAGUAAGGGUUCUUUGAACAGUACAACGGACAAGCAAGUCAGUACAUCGACUUCAACCACAUCACAAACUUCAUCUUCACCUCCACCCACUCCUCAUCCAUCAUUCCCACUGUUAUAUAAGCCCCUUAUUUAUAACCCUCUUUUAGCUGCUCAAAACCUCCGCAACUUCAAUUUGCCAGUCACCCUGGCUUCUUCUUUCCCAUCUUUGUCUCAAGGGGGCAACUUGAUGAAUGGUCAAGCAGACUCUGAUCCCGAAAACAAUGGCCACAUGGCAACAAGUGCUUCUACUGCUAAUACUAUUACUACUACUUCUAUUUCUACUACUACUACUACUGCUGUUGCCAGCAGUGUACCAUCAGUGGUACAAUCGGUGUCAGCUGUGAGCAGUUGUAUGGACAAGAUUGCUGUGAAGGAGGGCAAGAAGGAUUCCAAGAUGAAGACCGAUACAGGGGACAGGGCUGAAGAUCUGAGUGUAAAGAAAACCCCUGCCAAGGUUAGUUCAACAGCUAAGCACCUCUUGAGCCACAUCAGUAAGGACUGUGUGGAGGAAAAAAGCAGUGAAGAGUUGAAAGCUGCCGAUUCAGGAUUGCAGUCUUCUUCUUCAAAAUCGACCACAAAAAACAGGCCAAAAAUCCAGCAGUCUUUGAAAUUGAACCGAAUUGUGGAUUCGCUGAAGGACAAAGUGAAAAACCUGGAUCCAUUACGAAGCAAAAGAGAAAUUCCUCAGGAAAAAACAACGAUGGUUUGUGACACUGCUCUCAGCAGUAACAACAACAACAACAACAACAACAUUAUACAGAUUACUACUAGUAGUAGUAGUAGUAGUAGUUGUAGUGGUGGCAACAGUGGUAGUAGUAAUAGUAAUAAUAAAAACAAUAACAUUAAACAGAAUAAGAAUGACAGCAAUAGCUGUAGUAGUGUUAGCAACAACAUUAAACAGAACAUUAGUAGUAGUAGAAGUAGUAGUAGUAGUAGUAGCGAUAGCAACAGCAGCAACAAUAACAACAAUCACCAUAAUAUUAAUAUGAAAGAAGAUGUCAGUAACAACACUGAGACGAAUUGUAUUAGUAGCAGUAGCAGUAGUAGUAGUAGUAGCAGCAACAUAAUUACCACCACAAGCAGUAAAAGUCACAACAGCAGCAAUAGUAGUAGUAUUGGUAAUAUAAUUAACACCUCAAGCAGCAAAUGUCACAAUAACAAUAGAAGUAGUAGUAGUAGUAGUAGUAGUAGUAGCAACAGCACUAAUACCAUCACCACCACCACCACCACUAUCACCACCACAAACAACAACAUCAACAACAAUAAUAAUAGUCCGACUGAAAGUGUGGAACAAGACAAAGCAGAAGCAUUUGGGGAAGAAAGAUGACAGAAGCAUAUUUAAUGGGGGAAAGUGGACAUUAAGAAAGGGUUUGUUUCUAACCCCACCAGAAAAAAAAAACAAUCCAGAAACAACAAGAAAUACAAAAGAUAACAGUAAAAAGGAAAGGAAAAGAAGCCAAGACAAAAAUACCAUUAUCAUUAUUAUUAUUAUUGUUUUGUCUAAGGGCUUGCUUGGACUUCUUUGUUUUCCUUAACACACUAACCAGACAUUUGGAGGUUUCUUUAUCCCCUAAAUUAAAAAAAAAAUUAUCAUUAUCAUCAUAGUCAUCAUCAUCCUCAUCAUCAUCAUCAUGAUUAUUAUUAUUAUUAUUAUUAUUAUUAAUGUUGUUGCACAAAUUGGUUGGAAUAGUAGAACAUUGGACAAAACCUUACAGCACUUGGUCUUGUUUCUCUCUCUCUCUCUCUCAUUUUCUUUCUUCUGAAAUCCGAGUCAGCUUUGCUAUUUUCUACCAUUGAAGUGAAUGAAAGAAGUCCCUGGAGAUGCAAUAAACAAUGUCAAUUUGACUUUACGUUCUUCAUCCCUUGUGGCUGAAUGGCUUGGGUGUCGAGCUCACAAUUAUUAGGUCAUGGCUUCAAUCCCUUGGCUGGGUGGUGUGUUGUGUCCUUGAGCAAGAACUUCAUUUUACAUUGCUUCCAGUCCACUCAACAGAAAUUGAGGACCAGCAAAAACUUGUGAGCGUUAAGCUUAUGACAGACUGAAGUCCUGCACCUGGAGAGUCUUGAACGCUCAGUCAUUUAAAUGCCAUUGAAACUAGAAAAAGCUCUGACCAAAUGGCCAUUCAGGCUUGAGACAGACUUCAUCCCCUCUGCAAAUAUUCACUUUAUUUAUGCCUUGUGGAAAAAAAAAGAAAAGCCAAAUUAUUAUUAUUAUUAUUAUAAUUAUUAAACAGUGUUGGUUGCAUUCCAUGAACAAUGACAGAAUUUUUUUCCUUCAUUUUUGGAAAUCUCUGUGAUUUCCUAACAAUUCCAUUUUUCCUGGCAGCAUUUUAACUUUUAAUUUUCAAUUUUUUUAAUUUCUUAAUUUUUUUAAUUUUAAUUUUUAAUUUUUUUUUUUUCGUUUUAUUGAUUGGUUGAUUCUCACUUGUUUGGUUUUUUUCUUUUCUUAAAUUUCUGAUAAUACUGAUUUAUUGUUUUUUUUUUUUUACUGUAGUUUUAUUAAUAUGGUUUUAUUAUUAUUAUUAUUAUUAUUAUUAAAAGUGAGUACCACAGAGUAGAUGUAAUCUUUUAGCAAACCAAGCUCAUGACCAAGUUUUUGACUCCCAGUUGUAGCAUUUUCACUUCAUUAAUACCAGUAAUGUCUUUGGAGAAGGUAUGAAAUUCCUAUCUCUCAUAACCCUUCACACAAAGAGAUAUCUCAGCUUUCUUGUCUCAAUAAGAAACACUUGUUGUUUUGAUGGCUAGAAAGAGUGAUAGAGUUGAUAGAACGAUGCUAUUUAAUUACAUCACUUUAUCAUAACCUGAGUUGAAAUGUUAGUGGGGACAGGUUUUUUUUUUUUCCUCCUUUAACCAACUCUUUUGUGUGGGAUAAAGAAAAUGCCAAUGAAAAACAAUUUAAUUGACUCUGCCCUCUUCCCUCGAGCUUUUCAUUCUGAGUUCAAAUCCCUGUAGGCCAGGGUUUUGCCUUCGGGUCUGAUAAAAAUAAAAGUGCCAAUCAAAUACUGACAUUAAUUUAAUCAUCUCUACCCUAUCCACCUUCACCCUGCCAGAAUUGUGGCUUUGUGCCAAAAUUAAGGAAUCCUCAUUAUUUUACUGCACAUCACUGAAAUUACAAUCAAGAAAUAGAUUUCCACAAUGGAUAUUAAAUAGUCACUCUCUGGCAAAAGGAUAUUUAUACAAAUGAACUUCUGGUUUAGAUUCUGAAAUAAGUCUACAGCGAGAGCACCAUAGCCCUCACUUGUUUCCAUGGUAAUCAGUUUGGAAUACUGAUAAUUCUAAGACUAAAAUGAUUUGGUCAGCUACUCGUGCAUAGGUGAGAAACUUUUUAAGUAUCAGGGGAAAAUUGCAGUGACUAAGAAUCUGUGAAGGAACAUCUAAGCUGAGGAAAAUAAUGGAUCCCUAAUUUUACAUUUUCUUAGGUUUGUAAUUCAAAUUAAAUUUUUGUUUUAGUAUUAAGGAAUAAGCCCCCUUCUGCUUUGUUUAUAUGGCUAUUUGGCAUUUCAAAGUUGAAUGUUCUCAAGACAAGAAGUAUCCCUUCAUUCCUAUACGAAUGGAUCAGGCAAAUAUUUUGUCUUUGCUAAAUAUCUAUGAUAUUGCUAUGGUUUCUCAUUUUGUUGUUGUUGUUAUUAAAUUAUUAUUAUUAUUAUUAUUAUUAAGGUGGUGAGCUGGCAGAAUCAUUAGCACGACGGUGAAAUGCUUAGCGGUAUUUUGCCUGUUGCUACGUUCUGUGUUCAAAUUCCACCAAGGUCAACUUUGCCUUUCAUCCUUUCAGGGCCAAUAAAUUAAGUACCAGUGAAACACUAGGGUCAAAGUAAUCAAUUAGUUGUCUCCCUCAAAAUUUCAGGGCUUGUGCCUUUAGUAGAAAGGAUUAUUGUUAUUAUCAUCAUCAUCAUCAUCAUAGACAGAGGGUGCUUUUAAUACUUGAGUAAACCAAACGUGCCACGUUUUUGAAAUUCCUUCCUUGUGACCCCAUAAAUAUUCCUAAAUGUCUCAUAUUCCCACUUGCUUUUUAAUUCUAGGACCCUGUUCUGGUAUAAGUGUCAAUCCUGCUCUAAGGUUAAAUUAGACUCCGUUUCCUCAGAAGUCGUCAAUAUAACUAAACGGGGGUUAAUUCCGUUUAUUAAAACCUCUUCCCACUAAAAUUAUACUUAAAUGAAAUAUCAUCAUGAUCUUCUAUAUUCCAAGUUCAAAUUGUACCAAAGCCUCCCAUCCUUUUGGGGCUGAUGACAAAUUAACAGUCAAGUACUGUUGUAAUUAAUUGUUCUCUCUCUCUUCAAAACGGCAAACCUUGAACCAAUGAUUAUUAUUAAGGCUGGUGAAUUGGCUGACUCGUUAGAGCAUCAAAAAAGAAUGCCUUGUGGCAUUUGUUCUGGCUGUUGUGUUCUGAGUUCAAACUCUGCUAAUGUCAACUUUGGUCUUCAUCCUUCUGAGGUCAAUAAAAUAAGUACCAGUUGCGUCCUGGGGUUGGGGGUCGAUGUAAUCGACUGACCCCUUCCUCUAAAUUUCCAGACAUUGUGCCUAUAUUAGAGUUAUUACUUUUAUCACGAUUCGAGAGACAAGCAGAAACCGAAGAGCACCAAGAUGCUUCACAGAGUUAUUUCCCUUUGCCUUUGAUCCCUCUGCAGAUUAAUUAACCCAUUAGAAUUCAGAUUACUUUGUCAAAUGUAAUCCUGAUUUAAUUCCAUUGUUUUGAAUUAAUCCUGGAUUAUCUUAUAGCUUUGGGAUUUUGAUAAUGUAACUGCUUAUUUUCAGAAUGACAUUGUAGGGCAGGUGCGAGAGGCCAGAUCUGGCUAGUUUGAACAUUGAACAGAAGAAUAUUUGGGCUGGACAUGACUGGUCUAAAUGCUUAAAGAGUUAAGCCGGUGAUUGAACUCUUCUCUCCACAAUUUGUGGCUUCAUGUCGCAGUCAACAACCAUCAGCAUCAUUAUUACGAAAUUCACUGAAAGUUAUAAAACCAAAGAAACAACGAACAG